Messenger RNA from Mirounga angustirostris (Northern elephant seal), 812 nucleotides. It is a transcript of the gene MYOG, whose product is annotated as myogenin. The transcript is spliced from 3 exons. Lineage: Eukaryota; Metazoa; Chordata; Mammalia; Carnivora; Phocidae. Gene Ontology annotation, molecular function: DNA-binding transcription factor activity, RNA polymerase II-specific; protein dimerization activity; RNA polymerase II cis-regulatory region sequence-specific DNA binding. The coding region runs from base 63 to 812 and encodes 249 amino acids. The record is from RefSeq and is a predicted model, not a curated record. Gene Ontology annotation, biological process: positive regulation of myoblast differentiation; positive regulation of transcription by RNA polymerase II; skeletal muscle cell differentiation.
CUCAGGUUUCUGCGGCAUUGGCUAUAUUUAUCUCUGGUUCCAUGCCAGCAGGGAGGGUUUAAAUGGCACCCAGCAGUUGGCGUGAGGGGCUGCAGGAGCUUGGGGGCCAGUGGCAGGAACAAGGCUUUUCCGACCCCAUGGAGCUCUAUGAGACAUCCCCCUACUUCUACCAGGAACCCCACUUCUAUGACGGGGAGAACUACCUGCCCGUCCACCUCCAGGCCUUCGAGCCGCCAGGCUACGAGCGGACUGAGCUCAGCCUGAGCCCCGAGGCCCGAGGGCCCCUCGAGGACAAGGGGCUGGGGACCCCCGAGCACUGCCUGGGCCAGUGCCUGCCGUGGGCGUGCAAGGUGUGUAAGAGGAAGUCAGUGUCAGUGGACCGGCGGCGUGCGGCCACACUGAGGGAGAAGCGCAGGCUCAAGAAGGUGAAUGAGGCCUUCGAGGCCCUGAAGAGGAGCACCCUGCUCAACCCCAACCAGCGGCUGCCCAAGGUGGAGAUCCUGCGCAGCGCCAUCCAGUACAUCGAGCGCCUGCAGGCCCUGCUCAGCUCCCUCAACCAGGAAGAGCGGGACCUCCGCUACCGAGGCGGGGGCGGGCCCCAGCCAGGGGUGCCCAGUGAAUGCAGCUCCCACAGCGCCUCCUGCAGUCCAGAGUGGGGCAGCACACUGGAGUUUGGCCCCAACACAGGGGAUCACCUGCUCACGGCUGACCCUACGGAUGCUCACAACCUGCACUCUCUCACCUCCAUUGUGGACAGCAUCACCGUGGAAGAUGUCUCUGUGGCCUUUCCCGAUGAAACCAUACCUAACUGA